Asterias rubens (European starfish) is the source of this 1854-nucleotide messenger RNA. RefSeq names its product cation channel sperm-associated protein 2-like. Gene Ontology annotation, cellular component: membrane; CatSper complex. The coding region runs from base 1 to 1596 and encodes 531 amino acids. Gene Ontology annotation, molecular function: calcium-activated cation channel activity. Gene Ontology annotation, biological process: fertilization; flagellated sperm motility; sperm capacitation. The record is from RefSeq and is a predicted model, not a curated record. The transcript is spliced from 13 exons. Lineage: Eukaryota; Metazoa; Echinodermata; Asteroidea; Forcipulatida; Asteriidae.
AUGGAUGAGAACGCCAUCACUAAGAGACUUUUUGACGAGCUUACUCCCCAAGCCGAGAUCUUCCGUUCCAAACUUAUAGAGGACUUUCAUCUGUUGGACAGUCUUGAUGAGCAUGGGCAGUCAGAUGUGCCUAAAUACUACACACAGGAGUUAUAUGAUAAAGUGAAGCUUCACAAGAUGAUGCUAGACAAUCCAGGAGGGCUCGUCAAGUUUCAGGUGUACUCAAGCAAAGAUAAAGCAGAGGUCAGCAAGACUGAUCGACGAAAGAACCGUGUCCGCAAUAAGAAUUCCAGAAACCCGGCCCUGAAUAUAUGGGCAAAUUUUGUGCUGAAGAGCUCUCUCUUCCAGAAUUUUAUGCUGGUCUUGAUUUUAGCCAACUCCAUCGCUCUUGGAAUUCAAUCAGAGGUAUCCGGUAACAACGACCCAAGCCUGUAUGGUUUGAAUCAAGCCCUAGUUAUCUUUGACUACUGUUCCCUGUUCAUCUUCAUGAUUGAAAUCAUUCUCAAAUGGAUGGACGACUUUAUCUCCUUCUGGAAGAAUGGCUGGAAUAUCUUUGACUUUAUUGUGACAGUUGCGUCAUUUGUUCCAGAGAUCAUUGCAUUUACUGCUGGGGAUUUGAAGGAGUUGCGCGUCAUCGUCAGUAAUCUACGCGUCUUUCGUAUCUUACGCUCCCUCAAGAUGGUUUCUCGCUUCCAGCAGGCUCGACUCAUUGCUUUGGCCAUCACCAAGGCCUUCAAGGCUAUGACAUUCAUCAUGUUACUUCUUCUUCUUUUUGCUUACAUCUUCGCAAUCGCUGGAGUCAUCUUCUUCGAUAACUACACGAGGUCGGACCGACAAGACUUACUCUAUAAAGACAGCUUCAGUACUAUCACCAACGCACUGAUCACAUUGUUCCAGCUCUUCACAUUGGAUCAAUGGUAUAAGGUACUGAUGGAUAUGUGGAAGGUUACCGACCGAUUCUUCACUACGUUCUACAUCAUGUUGUGGAUCUGUAUUGGCUCCUUCAUAUUCCGCAAUAUCUUUGUGGGAAUCAUGGUGAAUAAUUUCCAGUCAAUUCGUAAUGACCUCUUUAAUGAGGUCAAAGGUCAUGCAGAGACAAGAGAGAUUGCCCGCAAUGCUGAAAAGUUUAACGAGGAGCUAAUUAAACAGGACCAGAAGCUUAAAGCAAGGCGAAUGACAAUCACAGCCAAUCAGCAGUUACUCUCGGAAGCAAACCAAAGUGAAGAAGAAAAUAUCUCCAAAUCUGCAGCAGCUUCAACAGAAAAGAGUAUGACAGAUGCAACAAAAGAGAAAGGACAACCCAAAGAAGCAUGGACAAGUGAUUAUGAAGGAAAACUAUCCCAAGAUACUGUUGAAGAACUUAAAAGACAGAUAAGUUAUAUUCAAGUGGAAGAUGAACAAUCUUCAGACAAUUGGGAGAAGCUUGUACAUGAUAACAUGCAGCUCUUGUUGAAGACACCAUCGGAGACUCUAUGGCCUAGAGACACUCUCUUCAGAUACUUCCAGUUGAUGGAAUCUCUCCAAGAGAAUCUUCAAGAAAGACAAGAUCUUAUGGAUCUCUCAUAUCAUGCGUUAUUGCAGAUAUUUGACUCCUAGCUGGUGGAUGUGACUGUAACAAACCAUUCAGAGUGGAGAAGCGACAUACGGACACCGGACUUUCAUUGUAUAAAGUGUAAAUAUUGUCUAUUUAAUUAAUAGAUUGGUUUAAGGAAUUCUUUAAUAUUGACUUCUUUAAAAAUUUUCAGUUUUGUUAGUUCAUUAAAAUGACGUAAUUUGCAUUGUGAAAAUCAACUUUAUUUAUUCUUGGCCCCUUGAAAUGUACUGUAAAUUUUUGUUUUCUUUGCGGUUUGAAAA